Eupeodes corollae is the source of this 1178-nucleotide messenger RNA. RefSeq names its product transcription factor Ouib-like. Gene Ontology annotation, cellular component: nucleus. Gene Ontology annotation, molecular function: zinc ion binding; RNA polymerase II transcription regulatory region sequence-specific DNA binding; DNA-binding transcription factor activity, RNA polymerase II-specific. The coding region runs from base 89 to 1111 and encodes 340 amino acids. The record is from RefSeq and is a predicted model, not a curated record. Gene Ontology annotation, biological process: regulation of transcription by RNA polymerase II. NCBI's taxonomy places the organism in Eukaryota, Metazoa, Arthropoda, Insecta, Diptera, Syrphidae. The transcript is spliced from 6 exons.
UUUAGCUUCUGGGAGAGAUUUUUAAUUUUUGUUUACAAAUUUCAAUAAAUAAAUUGUUUAUUUAUUUUUUUUAAAUAAAUCAAUUUAAAUGGCAGACCCCAAAUUACUACCAUGUAGAAUUUGUAAUUUAUACUUUGCCCCUUCUAAGUUAUUAGAUAUAAGUGCAAUUGAACAACAAAUAAGGCUUCUAAUUGGCAUUGAUCUAAUAAAAGGAGCUGAUAUACCAACGUCUAUUUGUAACCAAUGUAAUGUAGACUUUGAAACUGCCCGAGAUUUUAGACGAAGGUGCAUUGAAUCAAAUGAGUAUUAUGAAACAAAAUGUGACAACGAUCUUCUGAGAUGUGAUGUGAUUCCUAAGAUAGAACACAUCCCACUUUCACCAGCGCCAGUAUCAGACAGUUCACUUUUCAAAGAAUACGAAGAAGACGAUGACCAUCAACAGCACGACGAUUCUGGAAAUGAUCAUGACCCAGAUUAUACUUUGCAACAGGAUAACGAUGAGGAUAAUGAGGAAAACAAUGAAGAUGAGGAUAUAUCAAGCAAAAGUUCGACGAAGCACAAAAAAUCUGAAAACAAGUCGGUUAAGCGUGUUAAGAAAAAACAAUCAAAACCAAGAGACUUGAUGAAUCGCAAACAGAAAGAACAUCAUGCUCUUGUUUGUGAUAUUUGUGGCAAUGUAUUCAAGGCUAGACACAUCUUUGCGUUGCACAAACGAAGACAUAGCAAUGAUAAACCUUAUGUCUGCGAAUUGUGUCCGAGUAAAUUCUUUACAAAUUCUGAGUUGAAACGUCACAUGAGAAGGCAUACUGGCGAAAAACCAUACGAGUGCCAAUAUUGUCAUAGGAAGUUUUCUGAUUAUGGAACUCAUGUUAAACACGAAAGAACCCACACCAAUGACCGUCCGUUUUCUUGUCAACAUUGCGGCAAAGCUUUUUCAUGUGGUUUCGUUUUAAAAAAUCACAUGUUAACUCAUACAGGCGAACGUAAUUACAAAUGUACGGUAUGCAAUAAAUCGUUUGGUCGUCAACAUAACCUAACAACUCACGAAAAAUCAAUUUACCAUCAAAAUAAUCUUCUUAAAAAAGAAAAUUGCGAUAAGUUAGAUUCAUAAUUUUAUAAGUAUAGUUUAGUGUAAUCAUGUAAAGUUUUAAUUUUAAAAAUAAAUAAAUAAAUUUAAA